CAUAUUACUCGCCCAAAUACUACACCAAGAUAUUCUUACAAGAAUAUAAUUGCGUAAAGAAAUCCUAUCACAUCUGAUCUGAGUGGUUGCUCCAUACGGCUCAACAGUCACAAUUAAGUAAAAACAAGAAGUAAAAGCUGCUUAGUACUUACAACCCAUUUGAGUCAGACUGCACAAGUUAUGGCCACAUACUUGUUCUCCACCAUCACUACAUUAUUUGAGACUGAUCUCCUCCAUAACAAAUAAGAUCCACUUCCAUUUCUUUCCUCCACUUAUCUUCAGAGCAGAAGAUGAUUAUGUUAUGUCGCAGAUAAGCUGAAGGGUAUGGAAAUGCUUUCAGAACUAAGCUCCAGAUGAUUAUUUUGAGAUAAGUUGGAAGAGAUUUUUCUACAAAUUAAGAUGGAAAUGCAUUCAGAACUGAGCUCUGGGGAAGGAGAUGAGAAGUUGAGGCAUGAAUAUAAGCAUAAGCAGUCAUCACUUAACCUUCGACGUCUCUCCAAGCUCAUGCUUCCUCCCCUUGGUGUUGCUGGCUACAAUCAAAGCUUCACAGGAACUCGAUGCAAAAAUAUUAUUUCACCGUUGGAUUCAAGAUACAGGUGCUGGGAGACAUUUAUGGUGAUAUUAGUAGCUUACUCUGCAUGGGUUUACCCAUUUGAGGUUGCAUUUAUGGAAGCCACACCAAAGGGGGGUCUUUGCAUUGUUGAUAACAUUAUGGAUCUCUUCUUCGCUGUGGACAUAGUUCUGACAUUCUUUGUGGCUUACAUCGACUCGAGAACGCAGAUACUUGUUUGUGAUUCUAGGAAGAUUGCUAUCAGGUAUCUAUCCUCCUGGUUCAUCAUGGAUGUGGCAUCAACAAUCCCUUUUGAAGGUUUAGGUUAUCUGUUCACUGGAAAAGUCAAGUCAGGGAUCUCUUACAGUGUUCUGGGCAUGCUAAGACUUUGGCGUUUGAGGAAGAUAAAGCAGUUCUUCACAAGACUUGAGAAGGACAUCAGAUUCAGCUACUUCUGGAUAAGAUGUACAAGACUCAUUUGUGUUACUCUAUUCUUAGUGCAUUGUGCUGGCUGUCUCUACUACUUGUUGGCAGACCGAUAUCCACAUAAAGGGAGGACAUGGAUUGGUGCAGUCAUGCCAAAUUUUCAAGAAGCAAACUUGUGGAUUCGCUACAUAUCUGCUCUUUACUGGUCUAUUACUACCAUGACCACUGUUGGUUAUGGUGACCUUCAUGCUGUGAAUCUAACAGAAAUGAUCUUCAACAUAUUCUACAUGCUUUUCAACCUAGGCCUCACUGCAUACUUGAUUGGGAACAUGACUAAUUUAGUUGUAGAAGGAACCCGACGAACAAUGGAAUUUAGGAAUGGUAUCCAAGCUGCUUCUAAUUUUGUAAGUCGGAACCAUCUACCACCCAGAUUGAAACAACAAAUAUUGGCCUAUAUGUGCCUCAAGUUCAAAGCAGAAAGCUUAAACCAACAACAUUUGCUAGACCAACUGCCCAAGUCAAUACGCAAAAGCAUAUGCGAGCUACUUUUCUUGCCGACUGUAAAGGAUGUUUACCUAUUUAAGGGAGUUACAAGGGAAAUGCUCCUUCUUCUGGUCGCACAAAUGAAAGUAGAGUAUAUUCCACCCAAAGAUGAUGUGAUCAUGCAAAGUGAAGCACCAGAUGACAUUUACAUUAUAGUUUCAGGAGAAAUUGAGAUCAUACACUCUGAGGAAGAGAGAGAGCAAAUCUUGGGAACGUUAACCACAGGAGAUAUAUUUGGGGAAGCAAGUGCUCUCACUAACAGACCUCAAAGCUUUACUUUCCGUUCUAAAACUUUAUGCCAGUUAUUGAGGUUGAAGAGGAGCACACUCAAAGAAGCUAUGAAAGCAAAACAAGAAGAUAGCUUGGCUAUAAUUAAGAACAUUUUGAAGCAUCAAAUUGAAUAUAAAAAUAUCAGCUUUGAGGAUUUAAUAGGAGAAAAUGGUGAAUGUGAUGAAGCUACAAUACGUUGCAAUUUGCUAACUGUUACUGCUACUGGAAAUAGCUAUUUCCUUGAGGAGCUCCUGAAAGCUGGAAUGGAUCCGGAUACCAGCGACUCAAGAGGAAGAACACCACUGCACAUAGCAGUGAUGGAAGGAUAUGAAGAUUGUGUUUCAGUACUACUCAAGCAUGGGUGUAACGUAAACAUACAAGACAAGGAUGGAAAUACAGCCUUAUGGCUAGCCAUUACCACAAAGCAUAAGGGAAUUUUCAACCUCUUGUAUCAUUUUGCAUGCACGUCCAAUCCCAAUGCUGGAGGUGAACUCCUUUAUCUUGCAGCAAAAAGAAAUGAUCUUGCCACAAUCAAGGAACUUUUGAAACAGGGCUUAAAUAUAGAUUCAACUAACCAUGAAGGGCUAACAGCCUUGGAAGUUGCCUUGGCUGAAAAACAUGUAGAUUUAGCGAAAUAUUUGAUUAUGAAUGGAGCAAACAUAGAAACUGUAAAUGUUCAUGGAAGAGAAACAAUGCCCAAGAGUGAGCUAGAAGAAAUGGUAAUGAAGAGAGAACUUGGCUACCCAAUAACAAUAUUUGAAGAACCUGAGGGGUUCAAGGAAAAAAUAGCUUAUCGGAAUGACAGUGAAAGAGUAAAAUGGAGGGAGAUAAGUGUAAUUUGUCCCAGGGUCAGUGUGUAUAGAGGCCAUCCGCUACAUAGGAAUCCAUCCUCAGAAGCAGGAAAGCUAAUAAGUUUGCCAAGCACUAUGGAGCAACUCAAGCAUAUCAUUGGUGAGAAGUUUGGAAUCGUGGCCAAGAAUACUAUCAUAACUAAUGAUGAAGGAGCAGAAAUAGACUCAAUUGAAGUAAUUCGAGACAGCGACAGGUUAUUCAUAGUUCAGGAUGAAGAUUUCAUCAAAAUAGAUGGGUAGGAGUUAUGAUAGAUAUUUCCCUUCGAAUUUUCUAUCCUCUUAAGAUUCGCUGGUAGUACUGGAAGUUAAUAUGCCCAUUUUAAACUGUAAGAAAGAACAUAGCCAUGGUCACCUUCUAAAGGAAAUAUUGGGAAAAAUUA
Molecule: messenger RNA, 3020 nt
Organism: Phalaenopsis equestris
Lineage: Eukaryota; Viridiplantae; Streptophyta; Magnoliopsida; Asparagales; Orchidaceae
Product: potassium channel AKT2
Exons: 11
Coding region: 400-2880 (826 amino acids)
Biological process (GO): potassium ion transport; transmembrane transport
Cellular component (GO): membrane
Molecular function (GO): voltage-gated potassium channel activity; protein binding
Source: RefSeq, a predicted model, not a curated record